UGUUAUCGUAACACUUGUAUUCGUCCGUGUUGUUAUGGUUGUAAAUCAGAAGUAAACAUGUUCUGCUGUUGUUCCGAGAUGUAUUAAAUAACAAUAAUUGGGAUCUCACAUAAAGAAGUAAGACUGGCAAUGUGUUAUUCUGAGCACACUGCAUAACAUGGUGUCAAGACGACAGAAAAAGCUAUGGAGGUAUGUGGAAGAGGGGAGCCUCCUGAAGUUGAAAUCCUACCUGCGCAAACACUCCGAACUGUCACCCAACUUCUCACAAGGUAAAAGGAUGAGGACCCCUCUCCACCUUGUCUGCUGUCACGGUGACGAUGCCAUUCUCAGACUGCUUUUGGAGUAUGGGGCUGAUCCUCUCCAACGAGACAGGCUGGAAAACACUGCCUUACAUGCGGCUGCCAAGAGAGCUCUAAAGCACGGGAAAAGAGCUUAUGAUGACUUGGUUGUUCCCCUCCUGCAACACAGCCCAGAUGCUUUGGAUGUGCCAAAUAAAGCAGGUGUAACACCCCAGGAAAUGCUCCAGUGGCUGAAAUUUGAGAAACCAGCAGUUGAUGAGAAAUGUCAGAAGAAGGCUGCGAGAGACGCGGAGCGAGAAUGGAGAGAGAAGCUCCUCGGGGAAUGUCAUGAUGAGUUCAGCGAGGUAUUCGGCAAGUAUGAUGACGACUUCCUGUGUGAGGAUGGCGAGGAGGACUUCCUGGACUGGGCCGAUCGCAUCCGGCAGGAGUAUGUCUCCAAGCAGCGCGCCCGCGCCCAGAGGGAGUGUGCGGCGGCCGAGGCCCGUAGCGGAGGGAGGAAGAAGAGGCAGCGGCCGAGCGAGGAGGAGCACAGGGAGCAGCUGACGCGCCUCCAGAAGGAGCACAUGGAGUACCUGCAGAGGGCGGCGCGCAAGGAGGAAGAGACGCGGAAGGGCAAGAAGCAGCGCUACGAGGAGGGCUGCCAGCGCACCUUCGGCUCCUCCAGCGCCGCCGCCGCCGCCAGUGGCUCAGGUGGCAGUACCACCGCUUCUGGCACCACUGGGUCGAAGAGGCGCCUGAGCUACAGUGACAUCCCCUGGCCGUCCCCGCGGGGCACCGUGGCGGAGAUGCUGGACGUCAUGCUGCACGGCACCGACCGUGCCGACGUGCCCGCCUUCCGGAAGGUGCUCAGGCGGCAGCAGGUCCUCUGGCACCCCGACAGGUUCGCUCAGCGCUGCGGAGAUCGGCUGGAGGAGGGCGACAAGCAGAGGAUUCUGGACACUGUCACGGCUCUCUCACAGGAGCUGAACCGACUGGCACAGAGUCUCAGAUGACCCCUGACACCCUGCCUACACUACAGUGCUGUUGUAUAUUACAUUAUUGCAUUUCAUUUCGCUUAGCGGACACUUUUAUCAGAAGUGACUUACAGAUUUUUUGGUUUUACAGUCCAUGGAGCGGUAUGGGGAGCAAUGCACCUCAGCCAUGGAGUGCAGUAGGGAUUUGAACUUGCAGCCCUCUGAGCCCAUCUCCUUAACUAUUAGGCCAUGUGCUUUAGGCCACGGCUGCCCCUGUUGUAUGCAUAUAAUAUUGGCCUAGGGUACAUGAUGAUUUUAAUUCAGAAUUAACUCAAUUCCAUUCUGAAUAAAACUUAAAUCCGCUUUGAAAACAUUAUGUGAACUUGACGAAACUAUUAAGUUUUGAGGGAUUAAUUCUGAAUUUAAAACACCAAUAAAUGUGGCCAUUGUCACAGUUCCCUGCCGGACCUGAACUGGCACGCAGCCUCAGGUGAUGCUUGCUGUGGUCCCAGGGCUUAGAGGUGACUGCCCAUCCUACUGUUCCUGCACCUAAUCCCAAGAUGGCUGAUGUGUUCACACUGAAAAUGUGAGCGUUUGGGAGCUGAAAAAUACUUCCAUGAUGUCAAUGUAAACGUCAGCGGAUUCAUCCGGUAACAAGUGUCGCAUGGUGAAUUACACAAUCCGGUAUGAAUACGAGCCAUUUGCUUCCAAAUGAAAAGAUUGUGAGAACAGGGAACAGCUCCACUCUGGUUGGCCUGAAAACUGCAAAAGAUGGUUUGCAUCAUAACUGUUUGAAUUGUAAGUUGACUUGUGUGCCAUCACUAUACCUUAAGUCUCAAACAGGAGUUUUGUUCAGUUAUUUAUGUUACAUGUCGUUUAUAUUAGCAGUGAUGAAAGACAAAGGGAAGCUGUGUGGCAUCAGACAUGGAUAAAAUGUGUUAAUGUAGUGCCAGAGAAUUUUAAAUAAAACUAAAGACAUGAACAUAAACAUGUUUAUGUUGGCUAAUGUCA
Messenger RNA from Engraulis encrasicolus (European anchovy), 2263 nucleotides. It is a transcript of the gene nfkbil1, whose product is annotated as nuclear factor of kappa light polypeptide gene enhancer in B-cells inhibitor-like 1. Gene Ontology annotation, biological process: canonical NF-kappaB signal transduction. The record is from RefSeq and is a predicted model, not a curated record. Gene Ontology annotation, molecular function: protein binding. The coding region runs from base 158 to 1291 and encodes 377 amino acids. The transcript is spliced from 5 exons. NCBI's taxonomy places the organism in Eukaryota, Metazoa, Chordata, Actinopteri, Clupeiformes, Engraulidae.